AUGAGCUCAGUGUCAUUUCCCUACUCGAGCGGUGAGGUGUGCCGUCCCACAGCGGAGACCAAUUACUGAAAAUAUGAAGUGUCGCUUUACGUUUUAGUUCUGAUAGCGUUGAGUCGAUUGCGAGGCCGUGCGGGGUUACAGUGGCGCCCUGAGAGGCGUGUGGUGAUAUAAUGUGAAUGUGUGCAUGAGUGAGGUGGUCAACAUGUCAUCAGACCCAGUGGAGGAGUUCAUGAGGAGCGCCCUCGUUACCUGGGUGCGCACUUUUGAGAGUGAUGGCGGAGGCGGCCUCACCUACGCUGCCCUGGCGGAUGGCGUUUUCCUGUAUGACGUCAUGCAGCAUAUUGACGGGCGGGAUGGUGGAGGCCGCCCGGUGAAUCGCCACCCAACUGAUGCCGCCUCUCGUCUCACUAACCUUGCUGCGCUUCUCCUGCACAUCAAGGCAUUCUAUCAGGUAUGGCUUAAUGGACGGGCAGGUGUCAGAGGUGGAGAAGGAGGAGGAGGAGAAGGAAGGUACAGGUAUGUGAAAGAGGAAGUGUAGGAGUAGGAGGAGGAGGAAGAGGAGAGAAGGAGGUGAAAGGUGAGGAAGAGGAAGAAGAGGAUAAGGAGGAGAAGGACGAGGAGAACGAAGAGGUGGAAG
Molecule: messenger RNA, 637 nt
Organism: Scylla paramamosain (green mud crab)
Lineage: Eukaryota; Metazoa; Arthropoda; Malacostraca; Decapoda; Portunidae
Product: girdin-like
Exons: 4
Coding region: 185-538 (117 amino acids)
Biological process (GO): cytoplasmic microtubule organization; cytoskeleton-dependent intracellular transport
Cellular component (GO): cytoplasm; centrosome
Molecular function (GO): microtubule binding; dynein light intermediate chain binding
Source: RefSeq, a predicted model, not a curated record